AUGUGCGUCUCUUCAACUUUGUUCACUGGUAGUCAAUGGAGGUCUUUCUCUGGAUCCCAAAAUGUAAUAUCAACGCGUGGGAAACAUUUAAGGGGUCGUGAAAGAGAACAUUGGCGCAGUAAAGAGCGAUGUACGCGCACAAAUGACGGCAAAGAUAUUCCGCAAUUGGUGGGUGAGGGGGUUUAUGGCAUUCAUAGUGUAUUACAAGCCCUUGAAACUGGCUAUCGAACUAUUCACGCGUUGUAUGUGCGGGAGGAGCAUACACCGACACAUGGCCAACGGCGUCAGAAGAAGAGCGUCGCAGACUUAAAGGCGCUCGAGCGCAUUUACGAGCUGACAGAGGCCAAUGGUAUAGUAAGGUAUCCUUUAAGCAAAUGGAUGCUUAAUCACAUUACUGGUGACAAGCCACAUCAAGGAGUGGUAUUGGACGCGGCGCAAAUCGUUCUUAAAGACUUUGUCCCUGCAACCCCUUCAGGCUUUACUGAGUCUACUCGAUCACCAGUGAUAUUAGUGCUCGAUGAAAUUCACGAUCCCCAGAAUUUUGGAGCAAUUCUUCGUUCUGCGCAUUUCUUAGGCUGCUCGACAGUUGUUGUAACUGAUGGAAACACCGCUCCAGUAUCUCCUACCGUCUCACGGGCUUCUGUCGGGGCUCUGGAGAUUUUAGUUGCCACCGAAAAACUCAUGAAGACGAGAAAUUUACAUGAAAUGCUGGCAAUUAGUGGUGACCUCGGGUGGCGUAUUGUAGGUGCAUGUAGUGGACCCGACUCCAUCUCGUCGAUUGAUUUUGCAACCGAUGCCCAGCCAACGAUUCUCGUGAUGGGUAAUGAGCACCGCGGUCUUCGUAAAAGUAUUCGUCAGUGCUGCCAUGCGAUUGUGACUAUCCCAGGUCAUGCAACGGACACGAACACUUGCGUGGAUUCUUUGAACGUCAGUGUCGCGUCAGCAAUUCUGCUCUACGAGCUUUUGCACCACUAA
This is a messenger RNA of Plasmopara halstedii, 975 nucleotides long. Its product is annotated as rna group 3. The record is from RefSeq and is a predicted model, not a curated record. Gene Ontology annotation, molecular function: RNA binding; RNA methyltransferase activity. The transcript is spliced from 6 exons. The coding region runs from base 1 to 975 and encodes 324 amino acids. Gene Ontology annotation, biological process: rRNA methylation. NCBI's taxonomy places the organism in Eukaryota, Oomycota, Peronosporomycetes, Peronosporales, Peronosporaceae.